AUGCAAACAACUGAAAAUGUUUGUUUACGGAAUUAUCAAUUUAAAGAUAAAACAUCUUAUUUAACUUGUACAAAACGUUUAUUAUGUGAAAAUGAACUAUCAUCAAACGCAAUAAUUUAUUGUAUACAAUGUAAUUCAUUACUAUGUAUUGAAUGUAAUAAUGAAAUUCAUAAAAAUUUAAAUAAUAAUAAAAAUCAUG
Molecule: messenger RNA, 199 nt
Organism: Rotaria sp. Silwood2
Lineage: Eukaryota; Metazoa; Rotifera; Eurotatoria; Philodinida; Philodinidae
Source: the annotation of a GenBank genome assembly